Panicum virgatum (switchgrass) is the source of this 3831-nucleotide messenger RNA. Its product is annotated as glycerol-3-phosphate acyltransferase RAM2-like. Gene Ontology annotation, cellular component: membrane. The record is from RefSeq and is a predicted model, not a curated record. Gene Ontology annotation, molecular function: glycerol-3-phosphate 2-O-acyltransferase activity; phosphatase activity. Bases 2087 to 3571 code for a protein of 494 amino acids. NCBI's taxonomy places the organism in Eukaryota, Viridiplantae, Streptophyta, Magnoliopsida, Poales, Poaceae. The transcript has a single exon. Gene Ontology annotation, biological process: cutin biosynthetic process.
CUUUGCAUGAGGUGUUCGCCACCCUCUCUUGCUGCAACUUUUCUUUAAAAAAGAAGAAGAUAAUAUGGAGCGAAAAAAUCCCAGCCUCUGCACUGGGAUGCACGCAGCUAUCCUCCUGUUGUGACGGCUUGUGAGUCCAAAGGGUUACCUUGGCUUGUUUUGCUUCCUGAUUUGUUUGGCUUCAUAGGAUUAGCGUAAUAGUUCGCCUAAAGCCCUAAACAAAUGAAUUGCCUCUAGUUGUUGCAUCACGUUGUAAGACAGGAACAAGAUGACAAAAAGUUUGACCAUCCGUCGUGAUGGGCAGCUUGUAAAGUAACAUGGAAAUGGAUAUGCAGCAAAGUAGGUCUAAUCUAUCCUGCUUGCAAUUAACAACUGAAAACAGUAACCAUCUCCUGCUGCAUGAUGUAAACCUAUGGUUAGGGCAAUAACAUAGGUUUCUAAGUGUAUUACACCUAAAUCGCCUUUUUUUAAAAAGUUAUUGAAUAUUUGUUACUGGACCAGGUAGCUUGGAAAGUUUGGAACUUGUUUGAAUCAAGGACAUUUUUUAAGGAAUUUGACUAAUAUUCCAAAAAAAUUCCUGAAAAGAAGAUCUUAAGCUUUAGCCACUAAGUUUGACUAAUAUUUUCUGAUGCGCUUGAUUUAUUUUCAUAAUAUGUCUGUACUACUACGCCUGGUAUUUCUUGAGAUUUAUCCUAUUUCUUAGUUCUCCACAUUUACACUUUUAAAAAAAAUCCCAAGAAGUCUAGAAUACCAAACAUGCAUCAUGCAUGCAUUGGCGUCCAGUAGGUCCAGUGAACUCAAUGCUUAUAUUGUUAUCAAUUUAUAUAUUUGUCAUGAGAAACCUGUUGGAUCAUGGAUGUGUGUAUACAUAUGACUGAACUCUGACUUUAUCUUUUUAUUUAUUUGUUUUCAUCGUUUUCUUUUCUACCUUAUGUUCUCAGAAGUUCCAUUCUCCAUCACAUUAGCACUGGAACAAGAAUCAAUAGACAAUUCAGAUUGCCAAACAUUCAGGUCGUUGGUAGGUUAUAACUACUAGCACACUGCCCAUCACUUUAUUUUUGUCACAAGGAACUUGCUGGAUGUGGGCAUAUCAAAUCAAAUCCUAGCUGCAUAUCUGGAUGCACCAUAUCUUUCUAUAUCGCCCAUGCAUGACUUCCUUAUGGCCUGCCGCCUUCUCCAUUGCUGUUCUCUACCAGAAAGACCUGUUUGCAGGUAUAUCUGGCUGCAUGUUCCUAAAACCCUUUCCAACCAUUUUAGUUCAUCCUGGUAUCUCGAGAUGCAUCCUCAAUGCUCGCAGCACUGAGAUAGCUAGAGGUGCAAAUGGGAGCCUCUCAAAUGAGAGCCCGCUUUGGAAACUAGUAUAAACUUUUGAACUAAAGAGGGGCAACGGAUAUCCUUACAGGCACCCAUUUGCACUCCUAGAGAGAGCUGUGUGGGAGAAAAGAUUUCCCCCACAUGUUGAAAUAAAGCGAAGAAACCUUCUCCCUAAAAUAAAAAAAAACUCAAUGCUCGCCACAUCACAAAAAGGUGAAAACGUAGUAUUUGUAGGGCAGCUAUAUGUCCUUUUUGUUCUUAUUAUGUCAUGUCUAUCUUGUGUGCCACAAAUUACCACCAUUCGCUAUAUUCCGUACCAUUGAAAUUACACUCCUUAAUAUUUCCGCAUGAUCACAUGAAACUACUUCAAGUAUUUGAAUAUUAUUUCCUUGUCCCCAAUUCAUUUUACCUAUGUUUUCAAAGAUGAAUUUUCAUGUAUAAUUUUCAUGCUACCAAACAAAAUAAUUUGAAGUCGAAGUUCGACGAGUUCAACCGGACAUGUCCAAAAUGCCAAGCAUUUGUGAGCCAAUGGAGUAUAAGCAUAUGUUCAUUUUUCAAAAAGGCGAAUUUACACGUUACGCGUAUAAUCUUUUUUUUAAAAAAAACGAAUCCCAUAAUCUUACUGUAGAUGUUUGACUAGCAUUGGCUGAAAAUUUGAAAUUGUAGUGUCCAGCAUAUUUAUGCAUAGACAAUUAGACAAGCAUGUCGUACCCAACACUGAUAUUUAAGCUUACCUUGGCUGCCAAAGUGAGGCUGCAACUCCACUCCACCCAUGGCGUCCGAUUCUCACCGGCGCGCCAGCGUCGCCGCCGAGAUGGAGGGCACGCUCCUCAUCUCCGGCAGCCUCUUCCCAUACUUCCUGCUCGUCGCCCUCGAGGCCGGCGGCCCGCUCAGGGCCGCCGUCCUGCUCGCCGUGUACCCUCUCGCCGCGCUGCUCGGCGCCGCCUUCUCCUCGGACGACCUCCCUCUCCUCGCCAUGACGUUCCUGUCCACCGCCGGCCUCGGCCUCGGCGACGUGGCGGCGGUGGCGAGGGCCACGCUGCCCAGGUUCUUCCUGGCCGACCUCCGGCGCAGUGCGUUCCGGGCCCUGGCGCGCCACGCCGGCGGCGAGAGGUACGUCGUGACGCGCCUGCCGAGGCUCCUGGCGGAGCCAUUCGUCAGGGAGUACCUCGGCGCCGACGUCCGCGUCGCCGGCAUGGAGCUCCGGGUGGUCGGGAGGCGGUUCACCGGGACCGUGGCCUCGCCGGGCGUGGCGGCUGGAGCCGACCAGAGCCUGCAGGGAGCUCUGGCGGCCGUUCUCGGGCGCGACCGGAUCGUCGACGUCGGGCUGUGCUCCGGCGACCGGCAGCCGGCAUUUCUGCAGCUAUGCCAGGAGCGCCGCGUGGUGUCCACGCCGGAGGAGGCGGCGGCGACGCCGCUGCCGCGGAGCGAGUAUCCCCGGCCGCUGGUCUUCCACGACGGCCGCCUCGUCCGCCGGCCCGAGCCGCUCGCGUGCCUCGCCGUCUUCCUAUGGGUCCCGCUCGGCGUGGUCCUGUCCGUGACCCGCCUCCUCCUCGGCUUCCUCCCCCACGGCGCCGGCCUCCUCCUCGCCGCCGCCACCGGCUUCCGGAUACGAGGCGGCGGGCUCGGCGGAGCGACGGCGGCGAGCCGCCGGCGUGGCACAUUGUUCGCGUGCAACCACCAGACGCUGAUGGAUCCGGUGAUCCUCUCGACGGUGCUGCGGCGGAAGGUGACCGCCGUGACGUACAGCCUGUCCGGCUUCUCGGAGCUGAUCGCGCCGAUCCCGACGGUCCGGCUGACGCGCGACCGCGGCCGGGACAGCCGGAUCAUGGAGUCGGAGCUGGCGUGCGGCGACCUGGUGGUGUGCCCGGAGGGGACGACGUGCCGGGAGCCGUACCUGCUGCGGUUCAGCCUGCUGUUCGCGGAGAUCGCCGGCGAGGUGACGCCGACGGCCGUGCGCGCCGGCGGCGCCAUGUUCCACGGCUCGACGGUGCGGGGGCACAAGUGGCUGGACUCGGUCUUCUUCCUCAUGAACCCGGCGCCGUGGUACGAGAUCCGGCUCCUCGCGCCGGUGGCCACCGGGGGAGGCGCCGGCGGCGGCACGUCGAGCCGCGACGUGGCGAACGGCGUCCAGCGCAUGAUCGGCGACGAGCUCGGGUUCGAGUGCACCGGGCUGACGCGCAGGGACAAGUACCGGAUGAUCGCCGGCCACGACGGCGUCGACGCGAGGUCGGCGGCGGCGGCAGCGGCGUCGUAGUGGAGCUCGCUGCUCGCGCGCGGUGUGUCACGCACGCAACGCAAGCAAUGCAUGCAGGGUAUCGCGGAACGCGUGUUGUUUGUGGAACUUGGAACUUGGAAGCAGGGUCUACAUUUUCAAUUACUCUCCAUUUGUUGUGAGCUUUGAAAUUUGUAAUCGUGUUGGGUGAUACUUUUAGUUACAAAAACAUAACAGGGUAGUUCCCAAUUGUAUAUUUUUGGUUGGGUAAAGAAGGAAAUAUAGAAUACAAUCAAGAGUUC